AUGUACGUGGAUGCACAGCACAGCGCAGAAAGGGGAGAAAGCGAUGCAAGCAAGCAGAUAUUUGCGUACACCGUGCACGUGCAGGAAAAGAAAAGCCCCCCGCAGAGAAGGGAGGGAAUUUCCAAAGUGACGAUAGAGGGGGUUGCGCUGCAAACCCGGCCGAGAGACAUAUACGCCAUAUCCGACAAGUUUGACAUAUGCGAGCUCGAAGUGUGCUCGCCCGAAGAGAUUUUCCGGUGCGUGCAGUGGAAGAUAGACAUGAUUCGCCCGGAUCUGACAAAGGACCGCUGCCCGUUCAACAAAGGGUCCAUGUCAAGUGCCGUGCACAGCCAAAUAUACGUGAACAUAAACAUGGCCGGGUACAGGAGCCCGCACAGAAGAAGGCGGUGGAUAUACAACGUAAAGGAGGUUCUUAGACUCUGCAGCAAAAAGCACAUUAUUGUCUCCUUUGGCGCCGAGAUAAUGCCGGAGGAAGAGGUUGUUGAGAUAUUCAAAAAGUUCAAGGUAAAGGAAAGCGUCACCAGGAGCUUCUUCACGGAAAACAUCGAGAGAAUGCUCAUCCAGGCAGCCACCAGGAAGUAUGCGUACAUGGGAGUCCUCGUCCACAUGCAGGAAAACGAGACCGUUUUCAAGAAGAUGGUGUAUAAAGCGACAAAGACCGUCCCAGGAAUAAAAUAA
This is a messenger RNA of Nematocida major, 678 nucleotides long. RefSeq lists its product as uncharacterized. The transcript has a single exon. The record is from RefSeq and is a predicted model, not a curated record. Lineage: Eukaryota; Fungi; Microsporidia. Bases 1 to 678 code for a protein of 225 amino acids.